Chrysoperla carnea is the source of this 1002-nucleotide messenger RNA. It is a transcript of the gene Surf1, whose product is annotated as surfeit locus protein 1. The transcript is spliced from 5 exons. The record is from RefSeq and is a predicted model, not a curated record. Lineage: Eukaryota; Metazoa; Arthropoda; Insecta; Neuroptera; Chrysopidae. Gene Ontology annotation, cellular component: mitochondrion; membrane. The coding region runs from base 44 to 943 and encodes 299 amino acids. Gene Ontology annotation, biological process: mitochondrial respiratory chain complex IV assembly.
UGAGGUUAUGUCCAUAUUGUUUUACAACCUUUGAUUAAAAAUAAUGUUUAAAUUACAUAAACAAUUUUUGAAUAAGUUUAGUAAAUAUGGAUUAUUUAUUAUUAAGCAGGAUAAUAAUAUUAAGCCGAAUCUCAUAGUGAAUCGUUUUGUAACAACAAAACAAGCUAAACCUAAUUUACGUAAUCCAACACAAUCAGAAAGUCAAGAAAUUGGACCUUUGGGAUGGUUCUUAUUGUUAAUUCCAACGACAACAUUCGGUUUAGGAGUUUGGCAAAUACAGCGUAAACAAUGGAAGGAAAAUUUGUUAGCUGAUUUAAAGGCACGACAUGAAACUACACCAAUUCCAUUGCCUGAAGAUUUAAACGAAUUAAAGGAUUUGGAAUAUUAUCCGGUAACAGUCAAAGGGCAUUUUGAUUAUUCAAAAGAAAUUUAUUUAGGACCACGAUCAUUAAUUAUUAAUGGGGAUGCCGCUACACAGAGUAGUUUGAUCUCACAAAGUAAAUUUGGAACUUCAGGGUAUUUAGUUAUUACGCCGUUUAAAUUGUCUGAUAGAGAUUUGACAAUACUUGUAAAUCGUGGAUGGGUUCCAUCAAAUAAAAAAGAUCCACGAACUCGACCUGAAGGGCAAGUCGAUAAGGAAUUGGUCGUAACUGGUAUUGUACGGUUAAAUGAACCACGUCCAACGUUCACACCAAAAAAUAUACCAGAAUCAAGAUCAUGGCUAUAUCGAGAUUUAGAAUCAAUGUGUCGAUAUACAGCUGCAGAACCAAUUUAUAUUGAAGCAAUUACAGAUUGUACAAUUGACGGAGGUCCAAUUGGUGGACAAACAAGGAUUACGUUGCGAAAUGAACAUUUAUCGUAUAUUUUCACAUGGUUUUCGUUGUCAGCGUUUACUGGACUGAUGUGGCAUCGAAUGUUUAUUAGAAAAUUACCUCUAUUAUAAAUUUUAUGGGCAUUUAGAAAUGAAUAAGUUGAAAUAAAGAUUAUUUAUUUUAUCAAAAA